Molecule: messenger RNA, 1022 nt
Organism: Heterocephalus glaber (naked mole-rat)
Lineage: Eukaryota; Metazoa; Chordata; Mammalia; Rodentia; Bathyergidae
Gene: Cinp
Product: cyclin dependent kinase 2 interacting protein
Source: RefSeq, a predicted model, not a curated record
GGGCUAGAGCGGCCGAGUCGCAAGAGUUGGCAACCGGGGCGUAGCGGAAAUGAGGUUGAGCUUCCGGGGGCGGGGCCUCAAGUCUUCCCGGGUUAUCUGAGGACCGCAUGGAGGCAAAGACUCUUGGAGAUACAGCACCCCGAAAGCCUGUCUUAGCUGUCAGUGCAAGAAAAAUUAAGGACAACGCAGCCGAUUGGCACAAUUUAAUCCUGAAAUGGGAAGCCCUGAAUGAUGCAGGUUUCACCACUGCAAACAGAAUUGCCAACCUGAAAAUCACCUUACUGAGUAAAGACGAGGCAGAACUGGAGAGCAGCAGCCCAGCCUCCGGGGAAGAGGAAGAAAAGACGCACCCAGACUACGACAAGGAGCUCGAGACGCUGUGUGAGGAGCUGCAGACCACCUUAGAGGGGCUGACCAAAAUACAGGUGAAAAUGGAAAAGCUGUCUUCAACCACCAAGGGAAUCUGUGAGCUAGAAAAUUACUACUACGGGGAGGAGAACAGACGGCCCCCUCUGUUCCACACCUGGCCCACAGCCCACUUUUAUGAGGUUUCAAGCAAGCUCUCCAACAUGUAUGGGCGGGAGCUGCUCCUGAAGCGCACGGUGGGUGCCGAGCUGGCCCACUCCGCGGACCGAGACCUGAUCCUGAGCUACCUGUCCAUGUGGCUGCACCAGCCCUAUGUGGAGCGUGAGGGCAGGCUUCUCCUGGAGAGCAUGCUGCUGGAGACGGGCCACCGCUCGCUGUGACCUCGAGCCCAGACCUUCACUCUUGCCUGAGCCCCUGCCGGCCCACGUGAGGUCCCCACGGCCACUUCAGGCACACGGACCCCACUUCGACCUCUGCUGGUCACCCGUACCUGCUGGACGCUGCCUGCUGGGAGCCCCUCUUGGGGACAGAACGAUGGGGGAUCUCGCUUGUGUCACUGAGUGUACACUCGUGUGGAAGCUCCUCCCUUCAAGCUUUACUGUAUCCCCACCUAUAUUUAAAUUUUUAUGAGAAUAUAUUAGUUCUGUAAUUACAAA